Messenger RNA from Rhinichthys klamathensis goyatoka, 2938 nucleotides. RefSeq names its product fibroblast growth factor 11b (gene fgf11b). The transcript has 5 exons. Gene Ontology annotation, cellular component: cytoplasm. NCBI's taxonomy places the organism in Eukaryota, Metazoa, Chordata, Actinopteri, Cypriniformes, Leuciscidae. Gene Ontology annotation, biological process: fibroblast growth factor receptor signaling pathway; animal organ morphogenesis; positive regulation of protein phosphorylation. The coding region runs from base 789 to 1529 and encodes 246 amino acids. The record is from RefSeq and is a predicted model, not a curated record. Gene Ontology annotation, molecular function: growth factor activity; fibroblast growth factor receptor binding.
UGUGGGGAGAGAUAGCGCGUGCCAGAAGAGGCAGAAGGGAAAUUUCUCAGAGUCCAUUCUUCUUUUGCCGGCUACCGUCCUGCGACUCAGGGCUUUGUCCGUCCCAGCAGCUGAAGCAGAAGUGCCUCUGGACGUGGGAGCACUGGAUUACCGCUUGAGAUUAUUCUCUCUUUUUUUGCCAGCACAACUAAAGUUAGCCAUAGGGACUGCAGGCUGACCAUCUGGCAGUUUCUGACAGGAUCUGUUCCUGAUUUGAGCCGAAUAAUUUUGCUGCUGGUGAGCGAAUAACUUUUUUGCAAGGACCAGCCGUGUGUGGGUGAGAAAGCUCAUCGUUCCUGUGUGCUAAACUUUAGCUUUGUCAGUGUUUUCGUCUUCAGGAACAAGACACAAGGGGAGGGGAAGGGAGAGGAGAGAAAGAGGGGGGGCAAAUAUGUCGGCAAUGUCGCAACAAUGACUUUGUCAGCCGCUUUCUGUAUCUUUUUGUGGAAAUGUGACGAUGUCGAUUUACGUUUUAAGGAUUUGUUGUGGUGUCAAUAUGUAUUUAGAGAAACAAACAUAAUGAAGGACAAACCAUGGACAGGUUGUGAGUGGACCAGAACUUAACCUCUUCCCUUACUGGAGGGAAACACACGGACACGUGAGGAACCUACCUGAAUUCUUGGCUCUCCACGCAAGGUUUGACCCCUGACUUUAUCUUUUUGUGCUGCUGGUAAAAAGACGAGUGCAUCCAGAGAGGGUCUCUUAAGCAAACAGAGACCCCCCUCCUAAAGGUGAGAGGGGGGGGGAAGAUGGCAGCACUUGCCAGUUCUCUCAUCAGACAAAAACGGGCAGUCAAGGAAGACCAGGCCAACCGGCCGAUAGCCAACAAACGCAAGCCGUGCCCCAAGAGCAACAAGUCUCUUUGCCAGAAACAAAUUCUCGUUCUCAUAUCAAAAGUACGGUUAUGUGGCGGUCGAAGAGGAAGAACAGAGAAAAGACCAGAGCCACAGCUAAAAGGCAUCGUCACCCGUCUGUACAGCCAGCACGGCUACUAUCUGCAGAUGCUGCCGGAUGGCACCAUGGACGGCACAAGGGACGAGAACAGCUGCUUCUCACAGUUCAACUUGAUUCCUGUGGGUCUGCGGAUAGUGGCGAUCCAGGGAGCGAAGACUGGUUUCUAUCUGGGCAUGAACAGCGAGGGAUAUCUCUACACCUCUGAGCAUUUCAACCCAGAGUGCAAAUUCAAAGAGAGUGUGUUUGAGAACUACUAUGUGACGUACUCCUCCAUGCUGUACCGCCAAAGCCAGUCGGGACGCUCGUGGUACAUCGGCAUCAACCGGGACGGUCAAGUAAUGAAGGGCAACCGCGUGAAGAAGACCAAAGCGGCUGCGCACUUCCUACCUAAAGUCAUCGAAGUGGCCAUGUACAAGGAACCUUCACUGCAUGCGCUUGUAGCAGAGCAGAGUCCUCCUCGCAAAACCGUAAAGACUUCAGACUCCCCCUCCCACAAGAACGGCAGGAAAGAGGCGCCCAGAGCUGAUGCUUCAUAGCACAGGGCGCGCACACAGGGAGGGUGAAGGACUUCAGUGACACUGAGAACUCCAUUUUCCUUCAUGCAAUAGGGGCAGGAAGAGCUGUAUGAGCGGCUGCUUGCUUUUGAAUGGGGCGAGAUCAGACAGCAGCCCCUGGCAAUGAGAGGAGAAUCCUUGCCUCUCUCGGUCGAACCAGCUCGUAUAUAUUUCCACUGACCCGGCAUGACACCUGACCCACCAUAUGAUUCUAUAAUCCCCUGAAAAACAUGUUUCUGUGUCCCCACAUGCCCUACUUGAGUUCUAUCACAGUGCCAGACGAAAAAUGCUAACGAUAUAAAUUCUAACUAAAGAAUUCAAUUGACUUUUCUUUCCCUACGGUUUUUUUUUGUUUGAACGAAGAGUUUGGGUGUGAGAAGGAGAGCGUGAGGGAGUGAGGUUAUUAUGUAAUAUCAUCAUAAUGAUUCCAGCAGAUGAGACCCUCGCUGGUUAAUUUCUUCCUGCCAUCACUUUGCCAACGGCUGCUCUGUGCCAAUCAGAACUAUAGGAAGGAGUGCAGUAAAAUUCGUUUUAUUGGACCAUUCAAGGAGGAUCCAGUUCUAUUGGUCUGCGGGUGUAGAUUGAUCUCUUCUGGGCCGCUGCCAGGGAAACCAAUGGUAUCGUCCGGAAUAUGUGAUCGGGCAGCUUUUGAAAUUAAACAAAACCCUGUUGUUCCAAUUCCUUCCACUGAUAUUCUCAAACACAACCUGAUGACGAUGAUAAUGAGUUAAGAUUGAAUCCACAACCCAAACGCAUCUGUUUUUGGUUUAAUUGUGGCUACACCUUGUAAGAUCCAAAAAAGGAAAAAAACAAGUAAAUUCUCUUGUGACGACUCUAUUAAUGUUUAAUGGCCAGUGAGCUCGGAUCAGCAUCCGUAUCAUUGGCAAACGAGUGCAGAUUAUUCGGGGCAGUUGUUUGAUAGCUCUUUGAUGGGAUUCGUACAGGGGAUUACAUGGAGUCCAGCCAUGAUUGCUUGAAUUAUUUACUCCUUUUCUCGAGAACGUACGGCUCGUUCAAGCAGCUCGGAUGAGAAAUUUUAAUAUGCAAAUUUAAAUUGUGGCGAGCCGAUCAAUGACGCAGUGAUUGUGUGCGUUUAGACGUGUCUAUUAGAGUGUGAAAGAGACAGAAUGAUGCGAAAUGAACAUCUGCUUCCAUUAUUUAUUUGUGUGUGUGUGUGGGGGGGGGGUGGCAGUCUGGGCACACGUGUAAACACAUUGGCUCACACAGUUGAUCAUUUUAAUGGUUCGGUCGUGUCUGGGAAUUUUAAUCUGCCUGGAGAUGUUGACUGAUGACCUUCUCCAGGUUUCAUAAUUGACACAUAACCAAGAGGAAGCGCUGCGACAUCCAGGACCUCUUUGUAAUUCCACAGGCAUCUUCCCAGUCCACACACA